Messenger RNA from Amoebophrya sp. A120, 763 nucleotides. The record is from the annotation of a GenBank genome assembly. Lineage: Eukaryota; Dinophyceae; Syndiniales; Amoebophryaceae.
GCGAAAAAGAAAAUUCUCUGGUCCCGAUCCCCUACUUCAGCUUUCCGGUGCGGAAUGAGAGGAACGGCACUAUGCAUUGCAAAAAUAUCAUACUAGUAAAAAUCGCAUGGCAAAUUCCCUCAGCAUGAAAAAUUGAAUUUGUAAUGCGGAUUUGGGUUCAGUUUCAGAGGGAGCUUUGUAAUGCAUGAAGAUUGCGAUUACUACGAGUGCGAUACUUUUGCACAGGAUAGGCACGCUAUCCGUCCAAAUCCCCUGGGACGAGCAGCCGUGGAACACGGACAUCAGGCCGUACUUAUCAAAUGUAAAAGUGUCUGGGUCUGGAAGGUUGGAACUUGUGAUGCUAACUUUGAACUCUAUAAAAAAUCUGUAUUGCAUGAACAGCAAAAGAGGUGUAAUCCGUGCUACGCGGAGAGGGCAUUUUUCAUGCGGUAUGAGCAUCAGAAAGCCCUCGCAAAAUCUCUGAUGCUAGGGCAUGCAUGAUCACAGACCUCAUGGGUCAUACAAAAUCUGCAUGACAAACUCCCGCAAUCUUCCAGACCCAGACAUUUUUGCAUUUGAUAGUACUUGACGAGAGACCAUGUAACCGGGAGAUGGGGUAGCUCUCGUGUUGGCGCCCCCGGGGGCCCCGAGAUACAACAGCCGACGAACGAUGCACUUCUCAGUGAGAAGUUGUCACGAGCCCCCGCUGUAAAUGUUGACACCACGCCGGAAAAUGCCGGCCAUCUUCACGCUGCUGGCGCCUACAAAUUUGAAGAAAAAACCG